Seminavis robusta is the source of this 2382-nucleotide messenger RNA. The record is from the annotation of a GenBank genome assembly. Lineage: Eukaryota; Bacillariophyta; Bacillariophyceae; Naviculales; Naviculaceae.
AUGACUAUGCUUCGUCCCUUGACGGCCGCCUUUGGGCGUCAGUUGGCCAUGAGGCGAGCUCCUCAAUUGACGCUUCGUCCUGUUGCUGGUGUCGCUCCUCGCUUCUUUUCCGAUGUUGCCACUCCGGCUGCUCCCACGUCGAGUCAUCCCCACACUCCCUUGCCCAAUGCCACUGGAUCCAUUGUGUACACGGAGACGGAUGAAGCUCCUGCUUUGGCCACCUACAGUUUGUACCCCUACAUUGCCAAGUUUUCCGCCAUGGCUGGAAUUGACGUGGUCCCUGCCGACAUUUCCGUGGCCGGACGUGUGUUGGCUGCCUUUCCCGAAUGUCUCAAGGAAAAGCAACGCGUUGCCGACAACUUGGCAUACCUGGGCGAAUGGGCCAAAACACCCGACGCCAACAUUGUCAAACUCCCCAAUAUUAGUGCCCCACUCAAUCAAUUGGAGGAUUGCAUCAAGGAACUUCGUGGAAAGGGAUACGAUGUCCCUCUUUAUCCCAAGGAGCCAUCGACUCCGGAAGAAAUGGAAAUUCAAGCCAAGUACAAUGCCCUCAUGGGAUCGGCUGUCAAUCCCGUCUUGCGUGAGGGAAAUAGCGACCGUCGUGUGGCUCCUCCCGUCAAGAAAUAUGCCCAAAAGAAUCCUCAUCGAUUGGGAAUCUGGUCCAAGGCCAGUCGCACCCACGUGGCUCACAUGGACAAGGGCGAUUUUUAUGCCUCGGAGCAGUCUGCCAUUAUGAAGGAUGAUACCAGCGUUGUCAUUGAAUUGGAAACUGCCAGUGGCACCACGGUUUUGAAGGAAGACACACCUUUGGUCAAGGGAGAAGUCAUUGAUGCUUCCUUUAUGGAUGUCAAGGAACUCUGCGAAUUCUUUGAACAGGAAAUUUCCGAAGCUGCCGAGACGGAAACUCUCUUGAGUUUGCACUUGAAAGCCACCAUGAUGAAAGUGAGUGACCCUAUCAUGUUUGGACACUGCAUUCGCGUUUAUUACAAGGAUGCCUGGGCCAAGCAUGGAACGAAGCUCGAAGACAUUGGAGCCAAUCCCAAUGAGGGUUUGGCGGCUCUCUUUGACAAAGUCAAGGAUAAACUCCCCGAAGCCGAAGCCAAGAAGAUCAUUGAGGACUUUGAGGCUUGCUACGAAACUCGUCCUUGGUUGGCCAUGGUCAACAGCGACAAGGGAAUCACCAACUUGCAUGCUCCAAAUGACAUUAUCAUUGAUGCCAGUAUGCCAGUUGUAAUUCGCGACUCUGGAAAGAUGUGGAACAAAAUGAAUGAGUUGGAAGACACCAAGUGCCUGAUCCCUGACCGGUGCUAUGCCUCCACAUACCAGGAAGUCAUUUCCUUUGUCAAGACCAAGGGACAAUUCGAUGUGUCAACCAUGGGAAAUGUCGCCAAUGUUGGUUUGAUGGCCAAGAAGGCUGAAGAGUAUGGUUCCCAUGACAAGACUUUCGAGCUUCCCGAAUCUGGAACUGUCAAGGUCAAGGACAAGAACACCGGUGAGGUGUACUUGGAACACAAGGUCAGCAAGGGAGAUAUUUGGCGCAUGUGUCAGACCAAGGAUGAAGCCAUCAAGGAUUGGGUCAGGCUGGCUGUCAGCCGUGCACGUGCUACGGGAGCUCGUACUGUCUUCUGGUUGGACAAGAACCGUGCCCAUGACGCCACCUUGAUUGGAUUGGUCAAUGGGUACCUCAAGGACCACAACUUGGAUGGUUUGGAUAUUGCCAUCAUGAGACCAGUAGAUGCUGCCCGUGUCUCCAUGGAACGUGCGGUGGAUGGGAAGGACACCAUUUCUGUGACUGGAAAUGUCCUUCGUGACUACUUGACAGAUCUCUUCCCCAUUCUGGAAUUGGGAACAUCUGCCAAGAUGCUUUCCAUCGUUCCACUCCUCAAGGGAGGUGGUCUCUACGAGACCGGUGCUGGAGGAUCUGCCCCCAAGCACGUCCAGCAGUUUGUCGAGGAAGGUCACUUGCGUUGGGAUAGUUUGGGCGAAUACCUCGCCAUGGCAGUCGCUUUCUCUUCCCUCGGGGAACAAGGCAACGAACAAGCCAAGAUUCUGGGAGAAUCCCUAGAAGAAGCUGUGGGACGCAUUCUUACCAACCGCCGUAGUCCUUCCCGUACUGUGAACCAAAUCGACAACCGCGCCACCAACUACUACGUUGCUCUCUACUGGGCUGACAGCCUCCAGCAAAAGGAUCCCGCGUACAAAGCAAUCUUCGAGGCCUUGUCGGACAACCGAGCCCAAAUCGUUGAAGAAUUCAAGGAAUGCCAAGGCAACCCUGUCGAUCUCGGCGGAUACUACCUUUACGAUCCCAAGAAGGCAUUCGCGGCAAUGAAUCCUUCUCCAACACUGAACAAGAUUAUGGCUGACUUUGGGCCAUCUCUCUAA